UACUUUUUUUUAGAGAUGAAGUACUUCGUAUUUAAAAGAGACGAAUGUUAAGCUAUUGCAGCUCAGCUGCUCAAAGCAGCACAAAGUCUCUAUAAUUUAAUAGAGCCCCGCAUUCAGAAGGUUGUUUUUGCGAGUAAGUAGUCACGUCGCGCGAGAUGAACAUGAGCUCGGACCGUGUCCCCGCGUGGUGUGUGUGUGUGCCUUGAGCAGAGAAAGCCGCGAAGAAAAGAUGAUGCCGCAGGGGAACCCCGUUUGAAGAGCGCAGAAAGACGGCCAAAUCAAAACAGAACGUAAAAAAAAGGGUAUCAUCCAUCGCGUGGUGAGAGAUGAAUCAAUGCGCGAGAGUGAGAGUGAGAACAAGUGAAUGAGUGAGUGUGAGCAGAAGGCACGAUACGAGAAGAAUCGCAGAACGGAACUGUCAAACAGAGCGGGCCGUAAAAGUGCAAGAACCGGAUCCGGAUUUAGAGUUUCUUGCGAGGCCAGGAAAGUGUGAGAAGGUGUUAGCUGCACAGUGUCCUGUGUGUGUGUGUCCGGCUUUCGAUCGAGAUCCGUGGCGAAAUAGGAGUACGACACUUUCAUGGCGGCGAGACCCGUUGCCAAUAGUUUGUAAUUCUCGAAGGGACAUCUCGGAGCAGAGGACAAGCGAGAGAAGAGUGUCCUAGUGCGCGUACAGCACAGCAAGAGCCGGUCACAAAAUGCCGGUCGCACUGAACGGGUCCAUUCCGCUGCCAUCGGUGCGCGUCUACACCAGCAUCACGGUGCUGAUGAUGUCCGCGUGUCUCUACUAUGCCCUCAUCAUGACCAGUGAUCCCCACUGGCGGCAGCACGCCAACAUAACGACACCACUAACCGGAACCGGGACGAGCAUCGUAGGAUCGUCACCACCGGUAGCAGCAUCAUCCCCAGCAGCAGCAGCAGCGGUGGCAGGCCACCAGGCCAGUCUUGAAGGCCCGCCAUCGAUUGUCGGUGACGCCGCGGGCAAGCUAGACGUGACGGCCGGGCCUUCGCUGCUGUCGGUGCAGGAGAUUGAAACGCUCGAGGAGAAAAUACUGGCCGCAGCCGAUUUGCCCGAUCUGCGACAGAUGCUGCGCAGAGACACUGCUGGGGUGGCCACGCCGUCGACAGACGAUGGCACGGGCGUCGCUGACGGCGAGGAGGAUGAGGACGAAGACGAACGGUGGGCUGGCAACGACACGCGUACGGUCGGUGCCUACCUAAAGGACACGGUAUCGUUCAUGGCGACGGAACCGUUUUGCAUUUGGACCCUAAUCAACAGCGCGUACUGUUGCCUGAUACUGCUCGGUAAAUCGAUACAGAAGUUCGUCUUCGGGGAGCUCCGGAUAUCCGAACAGCAGCACAUGAAGGACAAAUUCUGGAACUUUAUCUUCUACAAGUUUAUCUUCGUGUUCGGCGUCGUCAACGUGCAGUACCUGUACGAGGUCAUACUAUGGGUGUCAUGGUUUUCGGCCCUCGGAUUCUUGCACCUUCUGUCGCAGCUGAGCAAAGAUCGGUUCGAGUACCUUUCCUUCUCGCCGACAACCCCGGGAUGGUCGCACUUCCGGCUGAUCUCGCUGCUCGUCGUGAUCCUCACGCUCGCCGGCCUCAUGGUGGUGAUCUCGAUCGGUGUCGGUGUGUUCGUCGGCAGCUUCAACACGUUCGCCUUCAUGGCAGCGGAGUGCGUUCUGUUGGCGGUACGGACAAUGCACGUGCUGAUACGGUACGGGAUGUUCCUGCACGAUAUGCGCCAGGGCCGCAUCGGAAGUGACUCCAUUUCGUGGGAUAAGCGUGGCCCGGUGUCGUACUACAUCGAGCUAACGUUCGAGGUGGCCGCGCUGGUGGUGGACCUGGUGCACCACGUCCACAUGCUGCUGUGGAGCAACAUCUUCCUGUCGAUGGCCAGCCUGGUGAUCAUUAUGCAGCUGCGCUACCUGUUCAACGAGAUCCAGCGCAAGAUCAAGAAGCACCGCAACUAUCUGUGGGUCCUGAACCACAUGGAGAAGAGCUACCCGCUGGCGACGGGCGACGAUCUGAAGGCCAACUCGGACAACUGUGCCAUCUGCUGGGAGAAAAUGGAAACGGCCCGCAAGCUGCCGUGCGGUCACCUGUUCCACAAUUCCUGUUUACAGUCGUGGCUCGAGCAGGACACGAGCUGCCCGACGUGCCGGCUGGGGCUGAGCGUGCACCAGAACGGCGGUGGCCCCCGGGCCGGCAAUCCGCUGCUGCUGGGUGCGGCCGACAUCCGUAUCGAUGAUCGGGAGGACGCCACGGUCGGCGGUGGUGGCCGUACGGGCAACAAUCACUUUUUCCACUUCAACGGCUCGCGGUACGUGUCGUGGUUGCCCAACUUUUCCGUCGAAGUGACGCACAUCAACAACAUGCUGCGCCCGGUCGACACGCUACCGCUGACGGCGGCCGCCGCCAACCACACGUCGCAGGUGCGCAACAUGGCCCGGCACGUGCAGGAAAUGUUCCCUCGCUACCCGCUCUCGGUGCUGAUCGGUGAUCUGCAGGUGUCGCGCUCGAUCGAGGUAACGAUCGACAACAUUCUCGAGGGCCGGCUGCAGAUUCCGGCGGGGGUUGCGGGCGCGUCCGGUGAGGAGGAGCAGGAGAACCCGGCGGUUCCGAGCGCGGCGACGUAUGAUCGUGGCGAGGAGGAGGCCGAUGACGAUGACGAUCAGUUCUAUCCGGCAACGGUGGGCGGUGGUGGUGAAGAUCGAUCACCCGUUAGCAGCUCGUCGUCAUCUGGUUCCGUAUCGUCACUGUCCUCCCUGCACACCUCAGCCACGACGGCAGCGACGGCCGCCGGAUACGAGGUGGAACGUGGGACGAAAAUUUUCGGCAGCUACGACACGCUGCUGCGUGACGACAGUGCGGAAGAGACGGCCGUUCCGUUCGGUGAUCGGUUCUCCAAGAGUCCGGAAGAGCGCGAGAAAAUUCUGCAGCGCCGCAAGGAGCAGCUGCUGGCGAUCGCGCGAAGAAGAUAUUUGGAGAAGAACAAAUCGGACCUUAACCAGCACGCGAAAACGCCGUCCUCUGCGCCGCCGUCCAGCACGACGGUUCGGCAUCGGAACAAGAGCUGCAUGGAAACAUCGUCACCGUCGGCGGCGGCGGCGUCGUCGUCACCCUUCGACAGUGAGCUGCCCAGGUCGUCCUCUGCCACAAUGACCGCUUCCCACUCGCGGCAGUCGGAGGAUGGCAGCUUUUAAGCACGCCUAAAACGUGAUCAUCGUGCAGAAGAGUUGUUGGCUUCUAAUGUUGUUGCCGUGAAGCCAUGGGCGCACGUGACCGGGGGACCGGGCCCCGGCCAACGGACGGACGGACGGACGGACGGUGCUGUGAAAGUAUCAUUAUCGUUUAUUGUUUUAGGUAUUUUUUUUUAAAUCCAUCGCCGCCGCAAAUCCAUUAAUAGCCCGCUCGCGAUAUUCUCGCAUCAUUUGCUUUUACUCGAUUAGAAUUUUAGUCACCCUCCCUAUUUUGCAUUAGAUUUUAUCUCCAAUCCCGCUGCGCUGCGCAGCUAUAUAUUUACCAACAAACUGAUUGAUAAGAGCGCCCCGCGUGUGAUCGAAUGAACGAGAUAAACCACCACCCGCCAUCUCCUCCUCUGUGUGCGUGCGUUUUUUAGAGGAAUAAUUAACUUAGAACUCAGCUUAGUGAAUUCGCGCCACAAACUAGUAGACGUGGUCGAUUAGAGAGACGGAGAGAAGUGUAGUGUAGCAGCGUGUGUGUGGAUGUGUGUGGCAGGCGUGUGAUUGGGACACUGUGGGACCCGAUCUCUGGAAAUGGGUAUCACUGUAGCCAGCCUGGCCACCAAACGUUGCCAACCGCGGCCACCAUCGGCCGUACAACACAAACAGAUAACAUGAACCCCGUUGUGAUGAUAUUUAUUUUCUACUAGGGAACAACAAAUCAAAAUCCUGUGUACCAUUGUGGUGUCCAUUGUGUGCGGCGGCCACAAACACGGGGGCCACUUCAAAACAAUUCGCUUCUGGCGUAAUCUAUUUCGGCCACCAUUUCGGGCGCGAUAUUAUGUGCGGAGCGCGAACUAAUGAUGGGUUUUGAAUGUACAGGAGGCGAAACAAAGCAGGCAACGGAUGAAGAAUGAUUCGCUCUGCCGGAAACAGGAACGCGUCGCACCGACGGGGGGGGUAUAGUCAAAAUUAUGACAAACUUAAGUCAACUAUUAGCGAGCAAAUGCAAACAAUAAAGUAAAGUUCGUUGUUAUUUCG
Messenger RNA from Anopheles cruzii, 4226 nucleotides. RefSeq names its product E3 ubiquitin-protein ligase AMFR-like. The record is from RefSeq and is a predicted model, not a curated record. Bases 696 to 3206 code for a protein of 836 amino acids. Gene Ontology annotation, biological process: ubiquitin-dependent protein catabolic process; endoplasmic reticulum unfolded protein response; protein K48-linked ubiquitination. Lineage: Eukaryota; Metazoa; Arthropoda; Insecta; Diptera; Culicidae. The transcript is spliced from 11 exons. Gene Ontology annotation, cellular component: endoplasmic reticulum; cytosol; ubiquitin ligase complex. Gene Ontology annotation, molecular function: ubiquitin binding; ubiquitin protein ligase activity.